UUUUAUCCUAAUCACUUCCGCAAGACGCUCCGCGUUUACACUAUCCCUAUCUGUCAAGCAAGAGGAGAAGAGACAUGGACGCUCUAUACAUCGCAACUAUUUUCAUUUCCCUCUUCAGUGCUGUGUUGACGCUCACUGGGAAUACUUUCAACUGGAUGAACAGAGUCCGGGCCAUUGAAGUUGAGCUGAAUCUCCACAUGCAAGAGAUCAAACUACUAAAUGGGGUACUUGAAGAAAGCGAAGAAUUUAUUGAAUAUGUCGCGGAUGAGCUGCCCACCUCAAUCCGAAAUGCGCAUCAGCUCUGCCGAGCCCACCAGGAUAUCUUAGGCGAAAGCCUCUGGUCAAAUGACCUCGGUCGUGGCAUCUACACCAAGAGCUCGGCAAAGACAGCGUUUCGAAAAGUCAAAACAACGCUGAAUGAAGAUGAAUGGAAGAAAGCUUUCAGGCUCUACAGAGGCUCGGUUUUCAUGCUCAGAGAUCUUUGUGCAGACAUCAAGAUGCAUAUACAGCUUAAUAUGACAGCGGCUAUGGCUCGACUAGACGAGGAGUUUGCGGGUGCUCCGUCGGCAAAAGAUUUAGUUGAGCUCCAAGGAGACGAUUUCUUUGUCAUUGCCUAUAUACGAGCGCAGGAUCUGUCAGAUUACCCAAACCAGGAGCGCAGAGCUGUACCGGCAACUCUGAAGCUAGAUACUGGCGCAGAUAUCGAUCAUGUUUCUCAGCAGUUCUUAGUGGACGUACUCGGACUUCAAGAAGAAAGUUUCCUUGCCAUCCCGGAGCACGAACAGGAGCCAGUCACUGGUUUCGAUGGCACACAAUACACUCCAAGAUACCGCGUCAAAUUACAAUGGUCACGACAGCUGAACGGAGAGAUGAAAGAUCACAUGUUUCUGGUAGUUCCAAACUGUCCAUGCGAUGUGGUUCUAGGAGCAAGGAACUUUCUUCAACAAGCUACUGGCUUUACAAUAAAGAUACAGAUUGCCACAGGUAGAAAACUAAGCGAGUCUGAGCAACAGCGUCAAGAUGAAGCCAUUAGCAAAGAGCAGGCAAAAGAGCGUGCCAGGUUCGAGGAAGCCAAAGCGAGGCGUGUGAGGAGGUCAUGGACUGGGCGAUUGUCAGCAACAGUCGAGGAGGAUAUAGAGAUGCAGAGUGGACCAAGCCCGGUUGCAACGGGACAAGAAACUGCCAAGUAAAUAGUGAUGGGAUCCGGGGCUUGUAAUGUUGCUGUGACUGAUAAUGAAGGAGGCGACUCAAUAUGCCGAGCAAACCUUUGGCGGGUUUAUGGCUAGCGAGACAUAAAUAUAUGGGCUCUCAGGCCCUAAAGUAAACAUUUUAGAUAGUAUGUGAUGAAGGAAACAGAGUUCAGAAAUUUCUUAUAGGUUCAAUUCGCUAUUUUGAACUGCCGAGAACCAUG
Fusarium redolens is the source of this 1411-nucleotide messenger RNA. RefSeq lists its product as uncharacterized. The record is from RefSeq and is a predicted model, not a curated record. The transcript is spliced from 4 exons. The coding region runs from base 75 to 1190 and encodes 371 amino acids. Lineage: Eukaryota; Fungi; Ascomycota; Sordariomycetes; Hypocreales; Nectriaceae.